AUGGUUGUCAUCGGGGUGAUGGGAAAUGGAUUCAUUGUCCUCGCCAAUGGCCUCGAUUGGAUCCGAAGCAAAAGGAUGUCACCCUCGGACAUGAUCCUGACUGCGCUGAGUCUCACCCGACUUCUCUAUCUCGGGCUGAUAUUGGGCACUCACUGUUUGUUCUUAAUUGACGUCGACAAUUUCAAGAUUUUACCUGAACCCGUCGUUUUCCUCUGGGAGUUUAUCAACGCCACGACCUUCUGGAUGACCGCAUGCCUCGCAGCCUUUUACUGCAUCAAGCUCGUCAAUCUCCCCCACGUGUUCUUUGUGAAAAUGAAACUGCACAUCUCCUGGCUGGUUCCAAGGUUGCUCCUAGGUUCAGUGCUGGUCUCGUUGUUCAUCUCCCUUCCUAUCAUCCGCUUAGCAAAAUGCAGCCAUUGUUGCAAUGAAACAAGCGUGGUUCGGAGGAACGGCAACAUGAGGUGCCUCAGUAAGACACUUUCAGGCGUUAAAUAUAUUGUAUGUAAUUCCCCGUCUUUCAUUAUCGUUCUAGCUUCUUCGGUCGUACUGAUUCGCUCCCUUCUUCAACAUGCUCAGAAGAUGCGACAGAAUGCAGGAGGCCUCAAGGACUACCAGAUGGACGCUCUCAUAAAAGCAGUUAAAACCCUGCUGUCCUUUGCUAUCUUCUUUAGCGCAAGCUUUGUAGCGAUGGUCUCGCUGGCUACGUUAACAAGUCCUUGGACUACUGUCACGUCUAUUAUCGUGAUCACUGCGUAUAACUCGGGACACUCUGUGAUCCUGAUUGCCACGAAUCCUAAACUGAAGCUGCCAUUAAUCAGGGGUAUACAGGAUAUCAUCGGCUGUGGUCUGAAAAGAACGCUUGUAGAAAAGAUCAUUUGCUACAAACAGCUGAGGACCACAUCUGGCUCCAUGCUCAAAACUACCCACAACCUGGUCCCCCGGCAGAUUGGCAGGCGAAUGGCAGGAGAGCCCCCGCCUCGGCAGCGCACGGCUCUGUUCGGUCCCGAAGACCUUCCGUCAACUGUCUCAGCUGUCACCCUGCCACGGCUGAGCCCGCCGUAA
Messenger RNA from Euleptes europaea (tarantolino), 1062 nucleotides. Its product is annotated as taste receptor type 2 member 4-like. NCBI's taxonomy places the organism in Eukaryota, Metazoa, Chordata, Lepidosauria, Squamata, Sphaerodactylidae. The record is from RefSeq and is a predicted model, not a curated record. The coding region runs from base 1 to 1062 and encodes 353 amino acids. Gene Ontology annotation, molecular function: bitter taste receptor activity; G protein-coupled receptor activity. Gene Ontology annotation, biological process: sensory perception of taste; detection of chemical stimulus involved in sensory perception of bitter taste; G protein-coupled receptor signaling pathway. The transcript is spliced from 3 exons. Gene Ontology annotation, cellular component: membrane.